AUGGUUAGAUGUAGUGUCUUAGGAUGUAAAAGUGAUAGUGAACGUAAACUCACCGGUAUAUCAUUUCACUCAUUUCCCGAGAAUGAAACAAUUCGCAUGCGGUGGAUAGAUGCCACAGGCCGUAUAAAUUUUAAACCAAAAACUUUUUCAAAAAUAUGCAGCAAACAUUUUGACCCAAAUCUAUUGCUUAGAAAGAAUGUGAUGACUGUUCUAUUCACUAAUGCCGUUCCAUUUGUGGACCAGCAUCCACAAGUUCAAGAACACAAGGCGAUUAAUACCAAUGUUGCAGAAUCAAGUUCUAAUAUAAAAACUAGUCAGCUUUCUCAGGCUAAAGAACCUGAAACUACAAUGACUGCAGCUCCUGUUUAUGUUCUUAAGAACAUAGAUUGCAAUGUUAUGGCAUCAACUUCCAGAGCUAGAGAAACUGAAGUUACAAUGACUGCAGCUGCAGCUAAUACUAAUUUGAUGGCAUCGACUUCCAAAGGAACAUCACAAGACUACAGAUUUCGAGCAAUACAAAGUAAGCUGAAUCGCACUAUAAAACAAUCAGCGGAUAGAUUGAAGAAAAUUCGAGCGCUUCGUGAAAGAAGUAGGCGCUUGACGAAGAAAGUAGCGAACUUGGAGAAGGUACUACUUACCGACGGCAGCGCGGCUGUAAACUCUACAAAUUUUGCAGGGACGGGCGGGAUAUAUAAUUUAUUCAUUAAUAAAUAA
Parnassius apollo (apollo) is the source of this 714-nucleotide messenger RNA. The record is from the annotation of a GenBank genome assembly. Lineage: Eukaryota; Metazoa; Arthropoda; Insecta; Lepidoptera; Papilionidae.